Anisakis simplex (herring worm) is the source of this 324-nucleotide messenger RNA. The record is from the annotation of a GenBank genome assembly. Lineage: Eukaryota; Metazoa; Nematoda; Chromadorea; Rhabditida; Anisakidae.
UUUGGAAGUACAAGCUUGUACACAAAAUUGUUGUGCGGUAUCCUAAUAGCGGCCCUUCUCGACACAGUUUGGCGGAAUUUCGUUCCAUUCUAUUUAGCAGGAAUUCAGCAUCCUUAUGUCGACGAGAGAGCUGCCAUCCAAGAAUACACACUGAUUGGUUCGAUUGUACUCGCGAAUCUGAUGAUGGCACUGGAUGUUCCACCGAACGUGCAAUUCACCAUUUAUUAUGAGGUACACGACAGUGAGAGGCAGCAAAACAAUGCGACUGCACUACACCGAUAUCAUUCGAGUGAUAAACACCUAUUUGCAUUAUCAAAUAAUUAA